Molecule: messenger RNA, 2091 nt
Organism: Notodromas monacha
Lineage: Eukaryota; Metazoa; Arthropoda; Ostracoda; Podocopida; Cyprididae
Source: the annotation of a GenBank genome assembly
AUGAAACAAAUGUCCGAGGAUAAGGGUGCCCAGCAGCAGCAGCAGGGAUUCGGUUUCAUCACUUAUUGCCCUCUUUUCGACCACGGGUUCUUCUGCGGUCGUGGCAGCAGCAGCAGCAGAGAACGGGGAAGGGGGACUAUAACGACCUUCCAUAUGGCCUCCUUAUUGUCUGAUGAAAGUCAUCUCCCAUCCCAUGUGAGGUCAUCAUCAGUAGGGGAACUCGGUGAAGGCAGAACGGUCAUGUUUUCAGUGAAAGCCAGGCAAGUGAAGCACCCCGACAAGGUUUUGGUCUUUGGCGACCAUCCCGUGUUGGGGGGCUGGGAAUUCGGACACGGCGUUGGCAUGAGCCUCAGGGUGCCUCAUGUUUGGGUUACGCAUGUGCGGGUCCCGACGAGUGUCACUAGGCUCCACUACAGGACGAGGAUCCACAGGGUCAUGGACACCACCAGAGACGGCCAUGACAUCUACGGGUCCUACGACGGGCACUUCAGGGUGGACCCCUUUGGCUGGCUCACCCCCGGGGUCAACCUCGUGCACGCCAAGGUGGCCCCGAAUGCCGUCGAGCUAUCAUUAUUGAGGGCAGCAGCAGUGCCAUCACAAUCCAACAACAAUACAGCAAAUAAUCGUGAUAAUAAGGGGUCAUCGAAAGCAGGCCUUCUCCUGCGACUGCACGUGACGUCAUUCUCGACGUCCCAUCGUCGUCAUCAGACGAGCAUCGUCUCGAAUGACCAGCAACUUAUUCAGAGGCAGCAGAGCUCAUCUGCGCCAGGCGUGAAAUAUGCGAGCAGUUCAUCUUCAAUUCCUCAUGAUGGGUGUGAGACGGCUGAGGGUCAUUUGUUGCAAAUGGCAUCUUCCCAAGGAAGCAAUGUUUCCUUCUGCGACCUGAUGGUUGAACCGGUCAAGUUCGCACCUCAGCCAGACAUUGGAGUGCCAUUGAAACCAAGGUCUUUCGUGGUAUUUGAGACCUUCUUUUGUGACGACUGUGAUAUUGGGCUGAUAUUCAAGCUGACUGCAGAAUGUCCAGAUGAAGCAAAAUGUAACUCGCCGGAAGAUGAGAAUUUGUCAACAACAAACAGCAGGGAUGAUUCAAUCGUACCAGACCCACAUAAUACUGUGGAUGCAUCUGAAUGCCAGCAGCAGAAGUCCACAGCACAGGUGAUCGGCAUCGGCGUUAUUUCUCUCGGGUUCCUGCGUGUUCCAGGCAUUGAUCAUCAGAUGCAACACGAGAUUGCACUCAUGAGUAGUUCUAGUAGUCCAUCGACGACGAGGAGUGGCCAGAAAAACGAUGAGAAGCAGCAGCAGGUCAACGUGGGCCACUUGCGAGCGUCCUUCAUGUUGGCCAAACCGAUCAUUCCACCAACUGCUGAUGAUGACGGCACCAGCACUCCCAGCAGCAGCAGCAGCAGCAAGAAGAAGAAUAAUAAUAAUAAUAUUAAGGAGACCAACCAAAACAACAGCGUCAGUCGGGCCUCGUCGUCGUCGCUCAACUGCCUCUUGGCCAGGGACUGGCAAACUGAAAGAUGGACAGGCUUGGACAUUGGUCAUCGGGGAACUGGGCGGGAUGUUGUCUGUGCUGAUGUUUCUGAAGGAGACCGAACCAGCACCAGCACGUCGAGGAUGGCUUCCAGGUGUAGGGAAAACACACUUUUGGCUUUCAAGGUGGCCGCGGAGCACGGCGCAGACAUGCUGGAGUUUGACAUACACUUGACAAAGGACAAAGUCCCAGUCAUCUUCCACGACUUCUACGUUGCACCGUACUCCCAGGAGUGGGAGCAGCAGCAGUGCGUGGGCCACGAGGACUGCUUGCCGUUCCCCUGCCUGGAAUCGGCCUUCUGGAACAUCACCCCCGACGUGGGCUUCAACUUGGAGAUCAAGUACCCGCAGGACUUGGUGGACAACACGACCGAGCUGGACAAGCCAGUCAUGGACAUGAACGAGUACGUGGACGUGAUUCACGCCAGCGUGGAGGCCUACAACAAUCACGCAUCAACUGCUGCUGCCAGGGUCAUCCUCUACAGCUGCUUCCACCCCGACCUCUGCAUCGCACUCCGCAUGAAGCAGAACAGAUACCCGGUCAUGUUCCUCACUCAG